Molecule: messenger RNA, 921 nt
Organism: Emiliania huxleyi CCMP1516
Lineage: Eukaryota; Haptophyta; Isochrysidales; Noelaerhabdaceae
Exons: 2
Coding region: 147-647 (166 amino acids)
Molecular function (GO): zinc ion binding
Source: RefSeq, a predicted model, not a curated record
GGCGGGUGCGCGACGGCUGCAGAGAGUGCCACUCGCCGCAGCCGCUCUAUUUCUCCAACGUGACGCUGGUGAGGCACGCCGGCGCCGCGGGCGGCGGCGGCGGCGGCGGCGGCAGGGGCGGCGGCGAGGAGGAGGAGGAGGACGAGAUGGAGUCGCUCCUCAAGAAGCUGCGCAAGAAGAAUGCGAGCCAGCUCGCCUCGCUCGGCCUGAGCGUGGGCAAGCCGCUGCCUAACAAGGGCGCGUGCAAGCACUUCAAGCACUCGUACCGCUGGCUGCGCUUCCCGUGCUGCGGCCGCGCCCACCCGUGCGCCACCUGCCACGCCGCCUCCGACUGCCCGGCGGCGGCGGCGGGGCAGGCGGUGUGGGCGACGCGCAUGCUCUGCGGCAAGUGCUCGCGCGAGAUGCCGUACUCGGACAGGCCGUGCUCCUCCUGCGGCAACACCUUCACGCGCCCGGGAGGGGGGCACUGGCAGGGCGGCGACGGCUGCCGCGACCAGACGCGGCUCGCAAAGUCCGACAGCCGGAAGCACAAGGGCACCUCGGCCGCCGGCGCCAAGAAGACGGUCAGCGCAAAGUCGCAGCGCGUCGGCGCCGCGGGCUCGCGCGCCACCGCCGCAAAGAAGCUGGCCAUGGCGCGGCCGGCUUAGGGAGCCUCUGCCAAAGGUUGUACCGGAGUCAGUCGGCACGAAAGAAGAGAUCUACCUCUUAUGUGGUCGUCAACUGGCCCCGUGGGCGGGAGCGGUGGCGCGGUAUAAAGCUACAAUACGAGUUGGUGUGGAGUUGGUGGGGGCCGACAGGUGGGCCGUGCCCGGGGUUCUUGGCGAGGGCCUGAGGCCCGAGGGCCGAGGGGCGCUGGGAAAUCCUGUCACCUUGUCGCGCCAUUCCCGUGCCAUUGUUAAAGUAAAAAAACAUGGCCGUCUC